AUGAUGUCAAAUGAUACAUAUAUAUAUAUGGAUGAAUCGUCCAUUCAUCACUUAUUAAAAUGCAAAUUAUGUUCCAAACCAUUUGUUGAUCCUGUUUCAACACAAAAUGGAGAACGAUUUUGUCGAUCAUGUAUUUCUCAUAUAUUAAAUCGAGAUCAUUAUGCUGAUAAUGAAUAUCAAUUAUCGAAAAUGCAAACUUUAACUCCUGUUACUGAAACACUUGUAUUGGAAAUGCUUGAUUCACUUCUUGUUCAAUGUAAAGAAUGUGAAAAAAUAAAUAUUCCUCGAGGUCAACUCGAUGAACAUAAAAAUAAAGAAUGUCUAAAAGCAACUGUUUUAUGUCAAGCUGCUGAUAUAAAAUGUUCAUGGGUUGGUACACGUGAAAGUCUUAAAGAACAUUUAAAUGAAUGUAAAUUUGAACCAUUAAGAUCUGCAUUAGAAGAAAUAUUUAAUGAACAUGAUCAAUUAAAAAACCGAAUCAACAUUUUUGAAAUACAAACUAAUGAAUUAAUGAAUAAGAAAAAUUUUGAUAUGAAUGGAACUUGCUAA
Molecule: messenger RNA, 549 nt
Organism: Rotaria sordida
Lineage: Eukaryota; Metazoa; Rotifera; Eurotatoria; Philodinida; Philodinidae
Source: the annotation of a GenBank genome assembly